UGCGGCGCAUGCGCGAUGAGCGCGGCGGCCAGCCCGAACGCGGAAGUGCGCGGCCGGCGGCGGGACAAGAUGGCGGCCGCCGGGCUGCUGCCCGUGGUGGGGCUGUUCCUGCUGGUGCUUCCGGGGGCGCUGGGGAAGCGGAGCCAAGUGAAGACUCUAACGGACGGCACCUGGCGGGACCUGCUGCAGGGCGAGUGGAUGAUCGAGUUUUACGCGCCGUGGUGUCCUGCCUGCCAGAGCCUGCAGCCGGAGUGGGAGAAGUUUGCGGAAUGGGGGGAAGAUCUGGAGGUGAACAUCGCGAAGGUGGAUGUGACGGAAGAGCCAGGUCUAAGUGGGAGGUUUAUCAUAACAGCAUUGCCAACCAUCUACCACUGUAAAGAUGGAGAGUUUAGGAGGUAUCAGGGCCCAAGGACUAAAAAUGACUUCAUAAAUUUCAUCAGUGAUAAAGAAUGGAAAUCUAUUGAACCAGUUUCUUCCUGGUUUGGUCCUUCCUCGUUGAUGAUGAGCAGUAUGUCUGCUUUGUUUCAGUUAUCAAUGUGGAUCAGGCGUUGCCACAGUUACUUAACAGAGGACAUUGGCAUACCAGUUUGGGGAUCAUAUGCCAUUUUUGCAUUGGCAACUCUGUUUUCAGGACUGAUACUAGGACUUAUCAUGGUAUUUUUAGCAGACUGUCUCUGUCCCUCCAAAAGGCACAGACCACAGCAAUAUCCUUAUUCAAAAAAAUUAACAUCGGAAUCAUCCCGGUUCUUGAAAAAACUGGAUGAGGAGCAAGAAGCAGAUGAAGAAGACCUUUCAGAUGAUGAAGCAGAGAAUAAAGAGUUGGUAGACAGAGACUGUUCAACAAAUGCUGUAAGACAGCGCCCUGUAAACCCUGCCGCCACAACAGAUAAAUCUUAGUUGCAUUUACUUAUGGAAUUUAUUUUGUCAGUCAUAAAAAGCAAAAGGAGUUGAAUGUACCAGAGCCUUCUGCUUGAAGAGAGCUGUGACUCUUAUCACUAAUUCAGAAACAGGUACCUUCUUAAAAAUAUCACUGGCAUCAGGUAUUUGAAACUAAAGCUAGCUAUCGCAGGUGGCUGAACUAACUACUAUGUCUGCAGAGUUGUGCCAAGGAAUAGUUUUUUUUCUGGCUUUUUGAAUGACUUCUUUGGGUCAGUUGCACAAAAUGCAAAACCAGUUUAUUCACAGUAUGGGGGAACAUGGCAAGAAGCACGUACUAACUAGUUUUGCUCGCUAGAGCCUCUGGAAGGACUUCUCAGUAUAGAUUGGUCCAGUAUCACACUGAAGAGAAGCUGGAGAAAAAUCCUGACAUUUUGGGACCUUUGCCAGAGUUUUUUUCAUUGGGGGGGGGGUUGUUUUUUUUUCAUUAUUCUGAUUUGCUGUUCUGUUAACUGAUGGUGAAUGCUGGCAAAAGCUUCUUUACUCCAAAUAAUACAGAUUUAUGGUGAAAAGGAGUUGAGGCAAUAUGGAACUUACUGUAGUCUUAGAAAAGGCUAAUGGUUUACUAACGGCAGCCACGCUUAAGCCUGAUGCAGAAGUGUCUUGUUACAUUAGAAGGGAAAAAGCUUUUGUAAGCCACUUUUGUUUGUUUCCUGUUCUGUUCAUAUACGUAUAUUCCGUUGUUUUUUUUCCUGAACCAGUCUUCCUCUGUGGCCCAGAAAAGGCAUCUUGCAUUCCAAAAUUACAAUUCUGUUGACCUUCAGGGAAGGGGUUUGAAGCUGAAGGAGCAGAAGAGUGAAAUCUCUCAUUCUUAGGAAGCCUCUCUCUUUUUUUCUGUGGUGCUGGGAAUGAAUGUGGAGGUUCGGAAGUGGGGGGAGUGUGGUUCCUGACCAUGUUGUCUAGGAUGCAAUUCCAGGUAACAUUUCUCCUCUUGAUCUUCUGAGGGGAAAAGGUAUUUUCUGCUCUAAGUUUAAAAUUAACUUUUUUGCUUUUCAGUGUAUCUUAGGUAACUGAACUGUAUUAGUAGGCGUUUCCUGGUGAAGAAAGCAUGAUGUCCAACUUCCCUCAUUCAGGCAUAAAUAGCACACUCCGCUUGCGUAUGCAGUGUGGAGGAGCUGCUUCUAAGAUGGUGAUUCUUGGCAGAGUCAACACAUUUCCAGAGUGUGCUCAAAGCAUUUCUUUGCCUGUUGUUCAUUCUGCAGAAGUCACUCAGGCCAGUCCUGACUCAACUACGUAAGACCCUAUAACUCUUUCAAAUACAAGUGUAGUCCUUUUGUUCUCUUGGUUUCCUGGGCCCUGAGAACAGUGCUGGUGUAUUUUGCUUCCUCCGUGUUAGAGUCCAGUCAAUUCAAUCCCCUUCCUAGAUCUGAAAAGGGAAAGCUUUCCUGAGUAGCUAAACAAGGAUUACUUAAAAUUUUUAUGGAAUUGAUUGGUCUUCUCUAAGGACGUAGGCACACUUCACUCCUUGUGCUCAAGUCCAGUAAAGCAUCUGAUUACUUCAUGUUACUAUAAAGGACACAUUUCUUCAGAGACACUUCUUGUGAUGUUUCUUGGAAUCCUAACCUUUAUUACAGAUAGUAGACAGCAUAGAAUUGAGUCUAAAGCUUGAUUUAUGAAUAAGUUUAUUUUGGAUCUUGGUCCAGAGUUAUCGAGUGGUAUUGAUGCGUCUUGCCUACUUUUUGUUUAAAACCAACAGCUAAAGUUAAGAGAUGGUGGCAUUUGCUUGCUGCAGUAAUUCUUGCUAGCCUACAAAGUGAAAUUCUUUAAAUGCAUUUUAUAGUUAAUACAAGAUCCUUCCUAAUACAUUGAGCCCUCUCACUAAUAGCAUUGAUUUUUAGCAUGUUUAUAGGAGACUCUUGGGUGGCUGAACUGCUCGUCUAAAUAAAGUGUAAUUCUUCUGCUCUGAAAAUGGCUUCAAUUAACCUCAUGCAAUUUUCUGUCUCUCAGUGACUCGGGCUCAAACUGGCUUAGUUUGCAGAAAGCUCUCCUGAAGUGUCAGUCCUGUCACGUCUGUAAAGUUUUUCCUCAACCAGAUCUGAAGUGGGUAUAGUUAAGAUGUGCCUAGUUUGAGCUUAAAGAAAUGCUGCCAACUUUCCAACAGCACUGUUUUACAUGGUAUGCCCUAAAUUUAGAUUCCUUAUCCUUUCCUCUUUUUAAAGAUCUGUAUCCUCUUUAUAUGUAUAAGUAUUAUAUUAACAUGUGUGAAUGCUGAACUUGUUUGUUGCCAAGCACUCUGUAUAGUAAUUUAUUUUUUUCCAAAAACAUCAUAAAAAAUUAGCAAAUGACUAGUAGUUACAAAUUCUAGCGUAUGCAUUACACUUGUGACAGUCACCUCAGUGGAAUCAUAAGGCUGACAGAUGCAUCUUUUAUUUCAAUGCAAACAAUACUUUCAUCUCAAGUCACUGAGAGACAGCUACUGUGGAAUUCCCGACAUGUUUAAUCCCACCAGCUUUUCCCCCUCCCAUUAUAGAAGGUCACUCUAAAGCCAGAAAUGGUCCAGCAAUAUAUUACUAGUGUAGUGACUUUUAUUAGACCAACAGAAAAAUAAGUGUCAAUGAGUUGCUGUAGGGUGUUGCAUGAAAACAAUCUGAGCAUUAACACAUUGCCAUUGAAUUUUAAUGCAUCUAGAGUUGAUUAGGGUGCUAAGAGUUUUUUGUCUGAGACCUGUCUUUAAACCUUUUUUUUUUUUAAACAAUGUGUCUCCGGGUUUAACCUUGAUUCAGCUAGCAUACUGUGAAUGAAAAAGCAAGGGAUACCAGAUAUUUUCUGCUGUCCAGCAAAUAGUCCGAGAUGGUUCUCAGAUGGUCAGCUAAUAAAAUGGGUCCUUCCUUUUUCUCUUCUUGCUAAGCUUCAGUGCUCUGGGUCUGGCAUAUCCCAGGAAAAUAAAUAUCCAGCCUGUGUCUGAACUUUUGUAGCUUUCCAAGUAAGGUGCUGCUCUGUGUAAACCACUCCAUUCUGUCGGUGUUCUUUUAAUCAAGUGUUCCCACACUUUGUUUCAAGUUAAAUCUUUUGAUGUGUAAAUGAACAUAUGCAUCAUACAACACACUUAAGGUGUUACAGGGGAUUGCCUUAAAUUCUGUAGAAUUCAGUUCACAGUUUGUUACCAGUAGAAUAAAGCAAUAACUUUUUGACGCACCUGGAAGAAACAACACUGCAUUGGCUAAAUGGUAUACUUUAUUUAACAAUGAAACCUGUAUUCUGUUUUGGAGAGGGCUUGAGAGAAGGCAAAGGUGUAUAGAAAAAUGCUGCAUGUUCUUACCAUAGAAAAAUGCUGGUUCCAAACUUGACAUGUCAUGCACUGUUUGAGCAAGAACUUGUCUCUGUUUAGGUGUAGCUGUUGCUUACAAAGAAGCAGAUUUUGAUAACUUAUGCAAUGUAAAACGGUCCCUGCAUAACUUUUUUCCAAGCUAUUUGUGUAUUUAAAAAAAAAGUUGAAUUGGUAGUUUAGUAAAAGACAUGCUAGAGCAGGCUUGUCCAACAUACAGCCCGUGGGCUGCCAUGCGGCCCUCCAAGCAGUUUUCUGAGGCCCAAGGUGCUGCGACGGGAAACAAAAGUAAACACUAUACUUUCAUUUUGGCGGGGGAAGGAGGGAGGUGAUGUGAUACCGCUUUCUGUGAGUUCUUUGAAUAUGGCUCGCCGGCCUACUGGGUGAUAAAAGGUUCAUGAUCUGGCCCCACAUUCAAAAAGGUUGGACACCCCUGUGCUAGAGGGUUAAGACUUGUCCUUUUGAAUGCUUGCUUGUCCUUAAUCCAGGAUUUAUAGGCAGAUGAUUGGGACUAACUGAAGUUAUUAACUCUUAGUGACUCUGAGUUGCUUGAAUUCUGCCUUUGGGUUACAGAACUCUACCUGUGGCUAUUGUAAUUUAUUCAUUACUGUUUAGAUCGCCCAUAGGGUAACUGGAUGUACUUCUAUGACUUUCUAAAUCGUAUUGUCAUGCUUUCUACAUAAUGGUAUGGUCUGGCCUGUGAAUAUUUCUAAUUUCAUUCAUUUCCUCUAUAUGUUCCUGUACUCCAGAAUUGUUUACCUAGGCUGGUCAGCCCAGGGCUUCAAUGUAGCAAAUGUGAGUAUGUAGUAAGCAUCUGUCACGUAUGUAUAUUUGUGUUCAUAAUGCUUGAAUAUCAGUUUUCCAAAAGGCCGAGUCUCAUUUUCAUUGCAUCUGGAAUUAAAACAGGUAUGCACAAUCAGCGUGAUGGAAUAACACUAGCCGUAACCUACUCUUCUAAAGUUGUGUAUGUCACUGAUUCUCGGGGUAAACGUAGACUAAAUUAAAGCUGGUAGUCAUUCUCCAUGAACUUCUGAAGGUCUCCUUUUAUUGUCAAAUGGCAGAACAGUACUGUGCAACUAUUCCAGCAAAAAAUAUUUUGUGCUGUAACCAUUCACUUAUCAAAGCAGUUGUCUGAGUCUGUCCGCUUCUGAAGAAAAGAAAAAUCUAAUAACUUUUUAAUUAAAACUGCAUUGAGUUUCCUGUG
This is a messenger RNA of Alligator mississippiensis (American alligator), 5405 nucleotides long. RefSeq names its product thioredoxin related transmembrane protein 1 (gene TMX1). The record is from RefSeq and is a predicted model, not a curated record. The transcript has 8 exons. Bases 16 to 897 code for a protein of 293 amino acids. Lineage: Eukaryota; Metazoa; Chordata; Crocodylia; Alligatoridae.